Messenger RNA from Prorocentrum cordatum, 1442 nucleotides. The record is from the annotation of a GenBank genome assembly. NCBI's taxonomy places the organism in Eukaryota, Dinophyceae, Prorocentrales, Prorocentraceae.
GAUGACAGGCGUAUCUCCUUGCUCGUCUGGCAUACGCACCCCUUGUCCCAGCCGUUGCCAUUUCGGCUGAGGCCUCCCCCCUCUCCUGUGCCUGGACCCCGCCGGGCCGCUCCCGAACUGCUCGCUCCUCUGGGCAGAGUCCGCGGCGGCGAUCGCUGGCGAGGAGAACCUACGCAGGGAGGUCGCGGGAUGCCCAGGUCUCCCGCCCGUGGUGUCCGCCGGGGCGCAUGACGCUUGCGCUGGCGGGCCCUGGCGAGCUGCCGUCCCGGCCGUCAAGUUCGCGCCCAUGCAGGUCGCGGCCGAGUGCGGUGAGAUCGAUCCCGCGCAGAGGCAGAUCCGCGACGCUGUCGAGAGGCUGGAGACCGCGCUGGCAGCUCUGCCCGAGGGCUGCGGCCUCGACGCGGCUCGGCAGCCGUUGCUACAGCAGCUCGAGGCGAAGCGCCGCCAGCUGUGCGAGGCCAAGCCCCCCGACCCUGGAACCGCUUCGGCGGGCGAGGCCCCUGGGGCGAGCGCCGUGGUGGGCAACCGUCCGCGCGCGGGCAGCCUGGACAGCCUGGACGGCGACAGCGGGCUGAGAAGGAAGCGGCGGCGCGUGCUGUCCUGCACGGAGGAGAGCGCGGGCAGCCGGCUGCUGAUGCGGGGCCUGGCGCUGGUCGCCAAGCUCCCGAUCUUCGCGAAGCUCGAGGCGUCCGAGUACCCGGUCCUCGUGGCCGCGUUCACCAGCUCCGAGCACGAGCCCGGCGAGGUCCUCGUGCAGCGCGGCGAGCCCGGGCGGGAGCUGCUCCUGAUCGACGGCGGCAGGGCGUCGGUCUCCGUGCCGCAGAGGGGCCAGGAGGUGGAGGUGCAGGUCCUGGGGAGCGGCGACGUGCUGGGCCAGGACAACCUUCUCAGCCCAGACCAGGGCCCGCCCUGGUCCGCCACCGUGCACGUCGUGGAGCGGCUGCGGGCCUGGCGGCUGGAGGCGUCCGAAUUCGAGCGCCUGGGCUUCCGGAGCCGCAUCGCGCUCAGGAGGAGGCUCGCGGAGCACCAGCCCUCCGUGCCCUCCUGGAGGAGGGGGCUCCGGCCCGCGGCCGAUCGGGGCCUCGUCGACGUGCCCCCGAAGACCGACGAGGAGAAGGCCUUCCUGCGGAAGGCCGUGCGAGCAAACCGCGUCCUGGGGCCCCUGGUGUGCAACCUGGCCGAGGAUGCGCUCGACGGGCUCGUCCGCAGCGCGCAGAAGCAAUCCUUCGCCCGAGGUUCGCAGAUCAUCAAGCAGGGGCAGACCGACGUGGAGUUCUUCUACGUCAUAGAGCAGGGGUCGGUCGCCGUCCUGAAGGACCGCGAGCUCGUCCAGGCGCUCGGGGCCGGAGACUCCUUUGGCGAGCGGGCCAUCGUCUACCGGGAGCCGCGCAUGACGACGGUGAAGGCCCUCUCCGACGCCACGAUCUGGACGGUCCCCAGGC